ACUACAGUUGAGCCUAUUUUGAAGCCAGAAAUAAAGCGAAACUCGAUUUUCAUCAACAAUGAGUGGGUUGAGUCAUCUAGUGGAAAAACCUUCAACACUAUAAAUCCAGCAACUGGUAAAGUAAUAUGUCAAGUUUCGGAAGGUGAUAAGGUUGACAUAGAUAAAGCAGUUAAAGCAGCUCGUAAAGCCUUCGAAUUUGGUUCUGAGUGGCGUACCAUGGAUGCAUCACAUCGUGGUGUAUUACUUCACAAACUGGCUGAUCUUAUUGAACGUGACAGAGUUUAUUUGGCU
Messenger RNA from Schistosoma margrebowiei, 291 nucleotides. The record is from the annotation of a GenBank genome assembly. NCBI's taxonomy places the organism in Eukaryota, Metazoa, Platyhelminthes, Trematoda, Strigeidida, Schistosomatidae.